GGGGUAAAACGUUAGUUUCAGUUAACGUUUGACAUAUCAAAUCACAAUUAUAACAAUAAAAAAAACAAAACAAAAAGCGGUAGACAAAAGGCUCUGAAGCCCUCUUUGUUUUUAGUUUUUAUCUCCCUACUCUGUGAUUGGCUCCCUGGUGGUGAACCUGUUGCUGCCAUUGAUUUCUACAGGUUGCUGCCCGUUAAACAUUUAGCGGGAACCUUUAUAAUAGCUAACACCAAAAGGUUAGCUUUUAUUUCCUAGUUCCCCAGAACGACUGUACUGUGUGUUUCUGGUUAUUGUUCCCAUGUAAUUACAAGAGCAUAAUCUAUAGAAUAACUUCGCGGUAGGUCAAAGUAGUGUGCUAGAGACAAGUUAAGUAGAGGGCUACAUCAGCUAGAAACUAGAACGUUAGCUAGCUAGUUGCGAUUUACAGUAUGGCGUGUGCACAGCAAGUGAGAACAUCACAGAGCACUCAGCUGUUUCCUAAUCAGAUUGUCUCGGAGCAGCAGUCAUUGGUUGUUAUGAAGAAGCUUCUGGCCAUUGCAGUAUCUGGCAUCACAUACCUCAGGGGCAUUUUCCCGGGGAAAGCCUAUGGGAAAAAAUAUGUGGAAGAUCAGCAAGUGAUGAUUCUCAGAGAGGAGCACAGCUGUCCUGGUGCCACUCAGAUUCUUCAGUGGAUGCAAGGAUGUUUUGAUGCCAUCGAAAAGAAAUACCUUCGGACAGUCAUUAUAUCUAUUUAUACCGACCCAGAGAACCCACAGAAAGUGACCGAGUUUUACCACUUUAGGAUCCAGUACUCUGCAGCAGGGGCACACAUGGAUUUUGAAAGCAAUAACAACAUCAAAGUCUCAUCAAUGUCAUGUGGAAACACCAGGAAAGCCAUCAUCCUGCUGGUGAGGAAGCUCUACACUGUGAUGCAGUACCUGGGCCCUCUGCCAGAAAAUGUCUACCUCAACAUGAAGCUGGCUUACUAUGACGAUGUUACUCCUCAGGCAUACCAACCACCCGGCUUUAGGGAGGCUGACUGUGACACUAUGGAGUUUGAACAGGAACCUGUUAAACUGACCAUGGGGGAGGUGGUCAGCCCCUACCAUACCUUAAAGUUUGACAUGGCCACAGAAAGACACAGGCUAGAGCAGGUGGAGGAAAAGUGGGUCUUGAAGAUAGAUGAAGAGGAUGUCAUCACCCAGAGUGAAGACCCUAAAUGUGUGGAGGAGGCUCAAAAGGAGAACACAAUCCUGGAGAGCACUGAGGUGCAGGUGAGCUGUCAUGAGGAGAUCAAUACUUGUGAGGAAGUCACAGAGAUGGACACUCUGGUGAAGAAGACUUCUUAUAUGGAGGUGGGGAUGAAAAGGACCAGGAGUGGAAGGAUCAUCAAGCCAACUAUGGCUUCUCAGUUUCCCACCAGUCAGGAAACGCCGUCCACCGACUUGCCUACAAAGAAACGUAAGUUUAGCGAGCCUAAAGAACACUACUGACAUCACAGCCUACUGUUAAUCCAGCAGUGAUGUUUUUUUCUUUUUUGAAUUUCGAUUUUGAUCACAAGUUCCACAGUUUGAUUUUUAGAACGUGUUACUGACUUUUUUUGCCGAUGUUUCAGAAACAUUUUGAGGUUGUGCCAUUACUGUCCGAUGGUUAGGUUUGUUGUUUGAAUGACAUAGUGAUCUGAAAUACAUUGUUAAAUGAUGUUCAUCAGUAAUGUUGGAAUACCUAUGCCCAAAACAGUGUUUGUUACUUUUUAAUGGUUGUUUGUUUUAUUGUAACCAUUAUAUAUGGCCUAUGUAUAAAUCAGUUUGCAAACUUUAAUUAAAUAGAAAGAGGGCA
This is a messenger RNA of Neolamprologus brichardi, 1818 nucleotides long. Lineage: Eukaryota; Metazoa; Chordata; Actinopteri; Cichliformes; Cichlidae. The record is from RefSeq and is a predicted model, not a curated record.